UUAAUUGUGAGGAGAGAGAAGGGGGAAGAGGAGAGAGGGGAAAGAGAUUUGCGUACGCACCCCGACCUUCGCACACUCCCAUUGGUACUCGCCGGCACUCGGCUGAGUGGACGCGGGCGGAACUCAUCCGGCGAUUGUUUGAAUUAUCUCGUAUUGUGUAUUUAGAUCGGUAUAUUUGUGAGUAGAUAUUUCGUUUUUUUUUUUCUUCGAAAAAAUAGAAAAUGUCGGAGGACGAGAAAUUACUGAAGGAGGCGAAGAAAUUGCCGUGGGAGGACCGAUUGACCCACAAGAAUUGGAAAGUGCGAAACGAUGCUAAUAUUGAUUUGGCAGCCGUUUGCGACUCCAUUACGGAUCCUAAGGACCCGCGGCUGCGUGAAUUCGGCCAUUUUUUUAAAAAAUCUGUGGCGGACUCCAAUGCACCCGUCCAGGAGAAGGCUUUGGAUGCGCUCAUUGCAUUUUUGAAAGCUGCAGAUUCUGAUGCUGGGAGAUUUGCAAAGGAGGUAUGCGAUUCAAUAGUGGCUAAAUGCCUAACUGGAAGGCCUAAAACAGUGGAGAAAGCACAGAUGUCUUUCCUGCUAUGGGUGGAGUUGGAGGCUGUUGACUCAUUCCUGGAUGCUAUGGAGAAAGCUAUUAAAAAUAAAGUUGCUAAAGCGGUUGUCCCUGCAAUAGAUGUCAUGUUUCAGGCAUUAAGUGAAUUUGGAUCAAAAGUAAUACCACCCAAAAGAUUAUUGAAGAUGCUUCCUGAGCUUUUUGAUCAUCAAGAUCAAAAUGUUCGUGCUUCCUCUAAAGGGCUCACACUAGAGCUUUGCCGUUGGAUAGGGAAGGAACCUGUAAAAUCAAUAUUGUUUGAGAAGAUGCGAGAUACAAUGAAAAAAGAGUUGGAGGCUGAGCUCACCAAUGUGUCUGCGACUGCAAAGCCAACUCGAAAAAUUAGGUCUGAGCAAGACAAGGAGCCAGAACCAGAAGUUGUUUCUCAGUCUGGGGCAUCUGGUCCAGUGGAAGAAAGUACAGCUGAUGUUCCUCAGGAGAUUGAUGAAUAUGAACUUGUUGAUCCUGUUGAUAUAUUGACACCUUUGGAGAAGUCUGGAUUUUGGGAAGGAGUGAAAGCUACUAAAUGGUCUGAGCGAAAAGAAGCAGUUGCUGAACUAACCAAGCUUGCAUCUACCAAAAAGAUUUCUCCUGGGGACUUCACAGAAGUUUGUCGAACAUUAAAAAAGCUUAUUACAGAUGUGAACAUAGCCGUAGCAGUUGAAGCUAUCCAAGCACUGGGAAAUCUUGCUAAGGGUCUUCGGAACCAUUUCUCAAACAAUUCUCGGUUCUUAUUGCCAAUACUACUGGAAAAACUGAAGGAGAAGAAACCUGCUUUGUCAGAAGCUCUUACACAAACUCUUCAAGCAAUGUACCAGUCAGGAUGCUUAAAUCUCGCAGACAUUGUAGAAGAUGUCAAAACAGCAGUAAAGAACAAAGUUCCUCUUGUGAGAUCAUCGACAUUGAACUGGGUUACUUUUUGUAUUGAGACAAGUAACAAGGCAGCAAUACUUAAAGUGCACAAGGAAUAUGUUCCAAUCUUUAUGGAGUCCCUCAAUGAUGGAACACCUGAGGUGAGGGAUGCAGCUUUCUCUGCUUUGGCUGCUAUUGCUAAGAUGGUUGGUAUGAGGCCUUUGGAGAGAUCACUGGAAAAAUUGGAUGAUGUUAGGAAAAAGAAACUUUCAGAAAUGAUUGGGACAGGGGACUCAUCUGCUGUCCCUGGUUCAGUUGUGGUAGCUCAAUCUUCUGGAGGAAGUUUGCCUUCUGCACAGGCCUCUGAUGGAUCAUUGGUUAGAAAAUCAGCAGCUAGCAUGCUUAGUGGAAAGAAGACUACAAUGGCUGCUCCUGUUGCUGUUAAGAAAGCUGCCUCUGGAAAAUCUGUUGCCAACAAGAAAGGUGAUGGAAAAGGUCCUAAAGUUUCCAAGCCUUCAGAAGUGGAGGUUGUUGAGCCAGAAGAAAUGAGUUUAGAAGAGAUUGAGAGCAGAUUAGGAUCCCUGAUCCAGGCUGAUACAGUUACACAGCUUAAGAGUGCUGUGUGGAAGGAGCGGCUUGAAGCUAUCAUGUCUUUCAAAGAGCAGGUAGAAGCCAUAACAGACCUCGACUCAUCAGUUGAGAUUCUGAUCCGCUUACUUUGUGCCGUUCCAGGCUGGAAUGAAAAGAACGUUCAGGUCCAGCAACAGAUGAUUGAUAUUAUAACACACAUAUCUUCAACUGCAUCCAAGUUUCCUAAAAAAUGUGUUGUGCUUUGCCUUUUAGGUAUUAGUGAACGAGUUGCUGACAUUAAGACUCGUGCUCAGGCUAUGAAGUGCCUUACCACAUUUUGUGAAGCUGUGGCUCCAGGGUUUAUUUUUGAGCGGCUCUAUAAAAUUAUGAAGGAGCACAAGAACCCCAAGGUUCUAAGUGAAGGGCUAUUGUGGAUGGUUUCUGCAAUUGAUGACUUUGGCAUUUCUUACAUUAAUUUAAAGGAAUUAAUUGAUUUUUGCAAGGAUAUUGGUUUGCAAUCUAGUGCUGCUGCUACUAGAAAUGCUACUAUCAAACUGAUUGGUGUUUUACACAAGUUUGUUGGCCCAGAUAUUAAGGGUUUCCUCUCAGAUGUUAAACCUGCUCUUGUAAGUGCACUUGAUGCUGAAUGUGAAAAGAAUCCAUUUGAGGGAGGAGCUGCAGCUCCCAAAAAGACUGUGAAAGUAAAUGAUUCAGCGGCAUCAUUGGUUGCUGGGGGCAUGGAUGGUCUUCCUCGUGAAGACAUAAGUGAAAAAGUCACUCCUACUUUGUUGAAGAGUCUGGAGAGUGCUGAUUGGAAGAUUCGUCUGGAGGCUAUUGAAAGUGUUAACAAAAUUCUGGAGGAGGCUAACAAGCGUAUCAAACCAAAUGGAACUGGAGAGUUACUUGGAGCUCUGAGGGGCCGUUUGCACGACAGCAACAAAAAUCUGAUUAUGGCAACAUUGUCCACAGUUGGAGCAUUGGCAUCUGCUAUGGGCCAGCCAAUUGAGAAGACAAGCAAGGGAAUUCUGUCAGAUGUCUUAAAAUGCCUUGGUGAUAAUAAGAAAAACAUGAGGGAGUGCACUUUGUGUACCUUAGACUCUUGGCUUGCAGCAACUCAUCUUGACAAAAUGGUCCCAUACAUCACAACUGCUCUUGUGGAUGCAAAGCUUGGUGCAGAAGGGCGCAAGGAUCUUUUUGACUGGUUGUCAAGACAACUUGUUGCGAUGAGUGACUUUCCGGAUGCUGUACAUCUUUUAAAACCGUGUGCUGCUGCUAUGACGGAUAAAUCUGCUGAUGUUCGUAAAGCUGCUGAAACAUGUUUCAAUGAGAUUCUAAGGGUUUGUGGACAAGAAACGAUCGUCAAAAAUUUGAAAGAUAUACAAGGUUCUGCAUUGGCUAUUGUUGUUGAAAGAUUGAAAUCUCAUGGGGCUUUUCAGGAAAAUUUUGAUUCUGGCAGAGCAAUUUCAACUGGCAUUACUUCUAAGAGCAACACUUCAAAGAUUGGAAAACCGACAGGCUAUGGUGCGCAACGUCCAGGAAAUAGAGCUGCUGCUUCAAGGAAUGUUCCUACUGCCAAGGGAUCUAGGCAAGACUCAAUUAUGUCAGUUCAAGACAUAAACAUUCAGUCACAAGCUUUGAUCAAUGUCAAGGAUUCAAACAAGGAGGAUAGAGAGAGAAUUGUGGUUCGAAAAUUUAAAUUUGAAGAACUACGUUUGGAGCAGAUUCAAGAUCUUGAGAAUGAUAUCAUGAAGUACUUCAGGGAAGAUUUGCACAGGAGGCUUCUAAGUGCGGACUUUAAGAAGCAAGUUGAUGGGAUUGAGAUGCUGCAGAAGGCUCUUCCAUCUAUCAGAAGGGAGUUAAUCGAAGUCUUGGAUAUCCUCCUGAAAUGGUUUGUGUUGAGGUUCUGUGAGAACAAUACAUCAUGCUUAUUAAAGGUGCUGGAAUUUCUUCCCGAACUUCUGGACAUGUUGAGGAAUGAGGGAUACACUAUGACUGAGGCGGAGGCUUCAAUAUUUAUUCCUUGCUUGGUUGAAAAGUCUGGGCAUAACAUUGAAAAACUUAGAGAAAAGAUGCGGGAACUAAUGAAGCAAAUUAUCCACACAUAUUCUGCUGCAAGAACUUUUCCUUACGUUUUGGAGGGCCUACGUUCGAGAAGCAACAGAACAAGGAUAGAAUGUGCUGAACUUGUUGGGUUCCUACUGGAUAACUAUAUAGCUGAGAUAAGUGGGCAAUUAAAAUCCUUGCAAUUUGUUGCAAGCUUAACUGCUGAACGGGAUGGAGAUACUAGGAAAGCUGCUUUAAAUGCUUUGGCUACAGGAUAUAAGAUUCUAGGUGAUGACAUCUGGAGAUAUGUUGGGAAGGUGACUGAGGCUCAAAGAAGUAUGCUGGAUGAUAGAUUUAAGUGGAAGGCUCGAGAGAUGGAGAAGAGGAAGGAAGGCAGGCCAGGGGAGGCUAGAGCUGCCUUGAGGCGUUCAGUGAGGGAUAAUGUAACUGAUCCUGCUGAGCAAAGUGGGGAGGUUUCACGCCUGGUGACUGGCCCUAUCUUCAAUAGAGAGAAUUAUGGUCAUGUUGAAGUUCACACUGAUAGAGUUCCACUGCCUCAAGCUUAUUCUAGUAUGGGGCCCACAGACUGGAAUGAAGCUUUGGAUAUUAUUGCAUUUGGUUCACCUGAGCAGUCUGUCGAGGGAAUGAAAGUUGUUUGUCAUGAAUUGAAUCAAGCAACUGAGUCAGAAGGGAGUGCAUUGGAUGAUAUAGUGAAAGAUGCUGAUAGACUUGUCUCAUGCUUGGCAAAUAAGGUGGCAAAAACUUUUGACUUCAGUCUAACAGGUGCCUCUUCAAGGUCAUGUAAAUAUGUCCUGAAUACUCUGAUGCAGAUUUUCCAGAACAAGAGACUAGCUCAUGCAGUUAAGGAAAGUACACUUGAUAGCCUUAUUACAGAAUUGUUACUUUGGCUUUUGGAUGAAAGGGUUCCCCAAAUGGAUGAUGGCAGUCAACUAUUAAGAGCUCUGAAUGUUCUGAUGUUGAAGAUACUGGAUAAUGCCGACCGAACUUCAUCAUUUGUUGUUCUUAUAAAUCUUCUGAGACCUCUGGAUCCAUCAAGAUGGCCGGCUCCAGCAAUAAAUGAGUCUCAAGCUACUAGAAAUCAGAAAUUUUCUGAUUUGGUAGUUAAAUGUUUAAUUAAGCUCACUAAGGUUUUGCAAAGUACAAUAUAUGAUAUAGACCUGGAUCGCAUCCUUCAAAGUAUUCACAUAUAUCUACAAGAGUUAGGAAUGGAUGAAAUACGAAGGAGAGCUGGAGCUGAUGACAAGCCACUACGCAUGGUUAAAACCGUUUUGCAUGAACUUGUUAAACUUCGUGGAACUGCAAUCAAGGGCCAUCUUUCUAUGGUCCCAAUCGACAUGCAACCCCAGCCUAUUAUUCUAGCGUACAUUGAUCUUAAUCUUCAGACAUUGGCAGCUGCCAGAAUGUUAACUCCAACUGGACCUGUUGGGCAAACUCACUGGAGCGAUUCUACUGCAAACAAUUCAGCUCCUGCAACACACUCAGCCGAUGCCCAAUUGAAGCAAGAACUGGCUGCAAUAUUUAAGAAAAUUGGUGAUAAGCAAACUUGCUCAAUUGGUCUGUAUGAACUGUACCGCAUCACACAAUUAUAUCCUCAGGUCGACAUUUUUGCACAGCUACAAAAUGCCAGUGAUGCAUUUAGAACAUAUAUUAGAGAUGGUUUGGCUCAGAUGGAAAGAAAUGCAGCUGCAGGAAAGACACCUACAAGUGUUCCCCUAUCCACCCCUCCGCCAGUGGCGCUCAACCUUUCUCCGAGACAAGGCCCUCUAUCCCCUGUAAAUACCAAUCAAUUGAAUGACUCGAGAAAUCCAUCAGCAAGAGCCGAACCAACAAGUUUUAGUUUGCCACCAUCAUAUAGUGAUGAUGACAAGCAUGGUAAUGCCAUUGCCCCAAGACUUACCAGUUACGAGCAAACAGCGCUACAACAGAGCUUGGAAGAUUCAAGAAACGACAGAUUACCUUCUGGCGUCACAAAUGGGGCAUUAGACGCCAUUAGGGAAAGAAUGAAGAGCAUCCAAUUAGCAGCAGCCACAGUGGGCACAGACAACCGAAACCGGCCAUUGGUACAAGUAAAUGGCAAUGUUAUCAACAACCCUCCAGUUUCUGAAGGGCAAGGUACCACCAGUAGUAACAACACUGUGCAGAGUGGUAUCCUUCCUAUGGAUGAGAAAGCUCUAUCCGGCCUCCAAGCUCGCAUGGAGCGACUCAAAAGUGGAUCAUUCGAUUCCCUUUAAACCGCUGGUUUUUUCCGAAACAAAAUAUCAUCUAGCCCUACAAAUGAUGCCUGCCAUUGUUGUAAAUGCCAGUAGAGGAAGUAUUGUCUGUCUACUCAGGUUUAAGGCUGAAGAUCCAGAAAGAGUUUAUUCCAUUGUAAUUUUGUUUUACUGAGUGGCAGAAGGUGUGUGGUUAUACUACUGUCAGUAUUAGUUAUAGGAAGGAAGCAGCUCAUAGCCACUGCUAUGGUCUAUGAAUCGAUUAGUCACCCCCAUCCUCUACAAGUUAGUUAUUCUCUCUCAUUCUGUUGCUGCAGAAUUACAUCGUUUUUUUGGCUUCUGUGUGUCUUAUAUGUUUUGAGUGAUUGCAAUUCCAAAUACAAAUUUCAGUAGUGAGCUUUUGGCUUAAUAUAAGGUGAUUGAUGUA
Messenger RNA from Andrographis paniculata, 6711 nucleotides. Its product is annotated as protein MOR1. Gene Ontology annotation, biological process: microtubule polymerization; mitotic spindle organization; establishment or maintenance of microtubule cytoskeleton polarity. Gene Ontology annotation, cellular component: microtubule plus-end; kinetochore; spindle pole. Gene Ontology annotation, molecular function: microtubule plus end polymerase activity; microtubule plus-end binding. The transcript is spliced from 54 exons. Bases 222 to 6305 code for a protein of 2027 amino acids. NCBI's taxonomy places the organism in Eukaryota, Viridiplantae, Streptophyta, Magnoliopsida, Lamiales, Acanthaceae. The record is from RefSeq and is a predicted model, not a curated record.